AAUUGCCACUGCCUGGAACCAUUGGACCAUUCCAUAAGUUCAGCGAUCUCCCCCUGUGAGCCAAGGACAAAAAACAAUUCCAUUUUACUCAAACUUGAUUGCAGUCGCUACGGGAAUGCAAUGUCCUCAUCAUGUCUUUUCGCCUAAACGACCUCGAAACCCAUAUCGAUCCCACCCUACCAGGCCUCUCUUGCUGAUCAAGAAUUCACAAGUGAACCAUGCUCAGCGUGUUGCAACCGGCCCGGAAGUUCUCAAUCCUGCAGAAAUAUGUUUGACUGGCUAAUAGAUAAGACUUUCUCUCCUCGCUCUGCUUGAAUAACCUACGAUGCGAGCUGGCCAUGGUACUGUGGAGAUUUUCCACACCCCCGCUUCGUUUAGCGAUAGAUGGUGCCACGGAACGAACCAGCAUUUUCCCGACCUCCGCCGGGCUCUUCGUCGCCUGGACUCUCUACCACUCUUCAUGUCAUUUUUCAGCAAUUGAGAAGAAAACUUCUUCUCGACUAACUCGAGCGACAAAGACCAUUUCCAAAAGUUUCACAGUGAGCCCGGAGCACCUCCAAUAUUCUACACUCGUGUCUCUAUAAGCUUCAAAGGACGUCACAAUUCGGCUGUUCGAGCUACCCACCUACACCUCAAAAAUCAACUUGGAUUACCAGAGCCAAUCUCACUAUCUGAGACAUGAUGAGGGUCUCCAAAAGCACCCUUCGCUUUGACCCAAUCCUUACACCGUCGCUAUUGGCUACUUACCGCCUAGCGUCUGACAGGUGGCGUGUAGGAUGCGACAGCGAACCUUUUUCCCGGGCGAUUGUCUAGUGGCCAACUUGCCGACCGUAUUCUGCCUUUCGCUCCAUAAGAAAACGGCGACUUUCACAAGUAGAGAAAUAGCAUCGCAAUAAUCGCGCAUUCGCGACCAUCGAGUGCUCUUGCGUCCACUAUGUUUGAGUCAUCGAAUUCGUCGACCCCCGAGUCGGGGUACUCUUCGUCGCCUUUCGUUUCGCCGCCAUCGUCUGCUUCGUCGUGUUCAGACCCUCUCGAGGAAUCACACUUGGCCUCGAAUCUGCCGCACAGAACCACUGCGAAACCACAGUCAUCAUUCCUCUUCAUAGACUACCAAGAAGACAAGUCACAGAACAAAAAGCUGCGCUACGAGAAACAAGGGUUUCUACUCAAAAAUUAUCACAGGAGGAAAAAGCAAGCGUCCAUUCAGCGCUUGAAAGCCCCGAAAACGGCCCCGACCAACCAUCUUCUUGUCGAUCACUCAACAAGCGAGCAAUCGACCUCAUCUAAUGCAGACUCUACCGGAGAGCAGAAUGGAUGGGUUGAUGAAGUUGAGAUUUCGACAAGAGCCCCCGGACAGGCUGUACUGCGGUCUGAGAUGUGGUCCCUCAAAGCCUAUCUCAGUCAGGGCUGUGCCGAUCCGUUCAGGGCGUCAGCGGUCGAGAUGACAGAUUCGAUGAAUUUGUACUUUCAUCAUUUCCGAAUCCACACAAUCGCAGCAUGUUACCCAGUCGACGCUACAAGGAUGAGUAUGUGGUGGUGGCAGAAGGCAAUCACACAGCCAGCUCUUCUUAAAGCGCUCCUAUUUUUGACAGCAGGCCACCAGGCGACAUUAGAGUCGAGCAACGGUGUUUCAUCUCUAGUCAUCAAGAAGUCAAUGCGGGAUUCGCUUCAUCUCCGCGGUGAUACACUUACGACGUUGAAUAAUAUAAUGCAAGAUCCUGUUAGAGCAGUAGCUGAGUCUACUACACUGGUUGUUGCUUCGCUUGUCGCUAUUGAGGCCGUCGAUGCAAACAUCGAUGCUCAUGACGCGCAUAUGAAAGGACUCAAGAGGCUAGUCCAGUUGAUGGGCGGAUUAGAUUCCCUGGACCACAUGACUCUGUCCAAAAUUUAUCAGUAUAUCUUUUACACGUCUCUACUCACCAUGCCUCUAGUGCUAACAAUUCUCAGGAGCGACGUCAAAAGUGCUGCCCUCUACAAUACUCGCCCAGUGUUCCCCCUCUCCGCCCGUUGGCGCAGCGAAAUCAUCCAAGAUUCCCGAAUUCUCUUCACACGGGAAGAGCUCGACACGCCCAAAGAACUUGUUUCCCUCGGCGUCACCAUCUUCUCUUCCUCCUGGUAUCCGAUACUUGACCGUACUAUGAAAACCUUCCUCCAGGUUAUUCGGCGCCUGAUCAUUUACUACGAACAUGCGCAGCGCAACCCAGCCUCUGUAAUGCCCACAGAUAACGAUCUUUUCCUCGUUGCCGAGCACCAAAUACUCUCAGCGUGCUACACGACAACAGAUCCCACCGAUAUUAAUGAACCACUCCGCCUCACCUUAGUCAUCUAUCUAAACCUGCGAGUGUGGCACUUUCAGUCCUUCCCGUUCAUGGAACAUGUCGUUGAAUCACUCCGACAGAGCCUGGAAGUUCCAUACCAAUAUCUCCAAUACGAAACGCCAGAGCUUCUAUUUUGGAUUCUUGCUCUUGGUAGUCUUGCGUCCCAAGGGUACAAGUGCCAUCGGUGGUACCUUAACAGGCUCAUUAAGAUGACGGAGCGGUUGGGGUUGAGCGACUGGGAGGCGGCGAGGGCGGUUCUGGGCGGUUACUUCUAUACCGACCAAUCUAGCGAGAAGAGGGCCGAAGAGGAUCUUUGGAAUGAGGUGCUUUUGAAGGAAACUUAUCCGUAUAUCGCCCCAAAGCCAGCCUGAUCCCACAACCCAUGCCGUGUCGGGUUUUGUGGAGGAUUUAGUCUAUAUGGCUAGCUGAGGAAUAUUUGGGAGAACCAAGACUUCUGGGAUUUCCAGGGCUAUCGCCGAUAGUACAACACCAAUGAGCGUCGUCUUGUCCGUGGCUAACAGUGCUACUUUUUGGUCAUUCUCACGUCACGCACGAUUUCUUUUGACUCGUAUUUGUUCCAUUCCGUCUUAUUUUGACAAGAAACUUUGCGUAAUCUGCCCUCAAAUUAAGCCAACUCAAAUUUAAAUUUAGAGCCAUUGCUCGUCCGUC
This is a messenger RNA of Penicillium brasilianum, 2987 nucleotides long. NCBI's taxonomy places the organism in Eukaryota, Fungi, Ascomycota, Eurotiomycetes, Eurotiales, Aspergillaceae. The record is from the annotation of a GenBank genome assembly.